AUGGCUAUUGUUGCUCAUUUUGAUCUAGAACUCAAUAAAAUGGAUGUUAGGGCCGCCUUCUUGAAUGGAGAUUUAUCUGAAGAUGUUUACAUGAAUCAACCUGUUGGUUUUGAGAAGUCUUGCAAAGAACACGUGGCGGUAGAUCAAAUUACCGCUAACAACAAUUUCUGCUUUGCUCAACACCAAAACAACCAAGGCUCACCCCAGAGCUCAAUUCCUGGUCAUAUCGUUAUCAACCGUGACCGGGAAAAUGUUGAUUGUAACAUCUUCAAUGAAUAUUUUGCAGAGAAUCCUCAGUUUAAUGAUUCUAUGUUUCGCCGAAGAUUUCAAAUGGGUUGUGCUUUGUUCCUUCAUAUUUUUGAUGCUAUACAAGGCCAUGACAAUUACUUCGUCCAACGAAGGGAUGGAAUCGGUAAACUUGGGCUAUCGGGUUUGCAAAAAGUAACAACUGUAUUUUUAAUGUUGACAUACGGUGUACCAGCAGAUGCUACCGAUGAAUACAUCAAAAUAAGAGAAUCUACUGCUUUAGAAAGUUUGAAGCAAUUUUGUCGUGCUUUUGUCGAGGUAUUUGGAGCCUGCUAUCUCUAA
This is a messenger RNA of Humulus lupulus (European hop), 588 nucleotides long. RefSeq lists its product as uncharacterized. The transcript is spliced from 2 exons. NCBI's taxonomy places the organism in Eukaryota, Viridiplantae, Streptophyta, Magnoliopsida, Rosales, Cannabaceae. The record is from RefSeq and is a predicted model, not a curated record. The coding region runs from base 1 to 588 and encodes 195 amino acids.